GCCCCGCCCCCCGGCUUGAACAAAAGCGGACUCAAUAGAGACCGCUUGUUACCUACGGGAGGUGAGGCAGAGACACGUACAGAAUUACCCUCCCCGCCCCAUUUAAAAAGAAAGGGUCGGGAGAACGGGAAAAUGAGAGAAGAGAGACCAUUUCACUGACUUACCUUUGUUCCCGCCCACAGCACCGCGCGAGAUCAAAGUGAACGCGCCUCCGGGGCGGGUGUGUGUGUGUGGCGGGGAGGAGAAAAAGGACGCCGCCAAGAGCAAUUCAAACCAAAACACGAGCCGAGCCAACCCAACCGGGCAAGUGCUGACAGGUGCCGGGGUGGUGAGCGGGGCCGACCUUCCCUCUGCGUGAGAAACGGGACCGGAUAGGAGCAGUCAGGCCAGGCGGGCUGCUGCUCCCUCACUGCACGGUCAAAGCGGACCGGCUAGCGAAGAGGCACUCGGACGGUUCUGGAAUCCCCGGGAGCUGCGCGUGCGGCCCUCCAACGGUCGGCGUUGGUUUUUGAAUUUUUUAAAAAAAAAAAUAUAUUUGAACCGUCGCUGGCGAGCUUCCCAACAUGGUGUCGUGGCUCAUCUCCAGGCUGAUCGUGCUUACAUUUGGUACUUUGUAUCCUGCCUACACAUCUUACAAAGCUGUCAAGACAAAAAACGUGAAGGAAUAUGUCCGAUGGAUGAUGUAUUGGAUUGUGUUUGCAAUCUUCACGACUAUCGAAACUUUCACGGAUAUAUUUAUUUCCUGGUUCCCAUUCUAUUAUGAAAUGAAAAUUGCAUUUGUUGUUUGGCUUUUGUCCCCGUACACCAGGGGUGCCAGCAUGAUUUACAAGAAAUUUAUUCAUCCCACACUCUCUUCGAAGGAGAAGGAAAUUGAUUCCUACAUCAGUCAAGCCAAGGAGCGUGGUUAUGAAACGAUGGUCAAUUUUGGCAGGAAGGGACUUAACAUGGCAGCCAAUGUCGCUGUAAAUGCUGCUGCAAAGAGUCAGGGAGCUAUCGCUGGACGCCUGCGUAGUUUUAGCAUGCAAGAUUUAACAAGCAUUCAGGGUGAUGAGCCAGUACAUUACAAGGAUCCUCUUUAUCCUGAAGAGGAGAUAAUGGGAAGGAAAGCCAUCUCUGCUGCGCAAGUAGAGUACUCUCUGAGACAACGUAUAACAGCACCAAAUGAUCGAUACAUUGACAGUGAUUCACAGGAUGAAUAUAAGUCUGAUGGGGAAGCAGAAAACCAGAGGAGUUCUUUGCGUCGCCUUGAAGCACAAAAGAUCAAACGAGCCAGACGAGUCCAGGGUCAACAAAUGCCUAGAAAGAAGGUGCAGGGAAAAGAGGGUGUGAUAAAACCAUUGAAGGUUAGACCAAAGAAGAGAGCUUUGCAAUCGAAUUUCGACACUUUAUGAAUUCCAGAAAACGACAUUUGUCCAUUCAUCAGAACCAUAGAGCUCCUUGGUGAAAAUCACUGCCAUUUUUAUUCACUGGCAAUUUUCAAAUUGCCAAAUGUCUCAAUGUUGUGAAACUGGGCAAAAUAUUUUGUAAUAUUGUUGCAUGCCCUUUUUAAGAAAAAACUGCCGUGUGAAUAACAGUGCCGAAGACCGGAUCAGCAUUAAAGUCCAAAAAGCUCUUGUUAAACCAAAAAGUGUUGAGGCAGUCUGUAAUUGUAUCAACAAAUGAAUGUGAAGGGACAGCCCGUGUGUUCUUAAGAAUGUUUCCUCGUACGCUGUUGGAAUGGUGUUGAGAGUGGUUCUGAGGGAGUCUGGAACUCCCUUUUUCAUAUUCUAGGUAUAAAAGUUUUCUGCAUUGCUGUUGGCCGCUGAAAAGUAAACUGUGACCCUGAUGAACUUGCACUGACUUGUGUUUUCACAAGUGUUUAAAGUCUGUUUUCUGGAUCAGAAUUUAAUGCCAUCUAAUUACCCCUGUAUUGUGACUACUUGAAUUGUUGAAGAGUUUAAAAUUUUAGUGUAUUAUAUCACAGCCUUGUGGGAUAAAUCUGUCAAACGGGUGAAGUGCUUGCUGCAAUUUGAAGUUUUGUCUUAGAGAAUGUCAUGUGUGAUAUGCUUGUGUUGAACUGUAUUCACGUCAGCCAUGCAGCAUUUCAAGUUGAAGAUUAGAGUUGAACUUUAAGUGCGAGCAAAUCUGGAAAAAUAACUUGACAACAGUCAUUGCCUAGGGGGGGAGGGGGUGGUGGUGGUGGGUGGUAUAAAUUUUUGGGCGUAUUUUAGUUUAGUUUCUCAAUUCAAUAUCACCAGCAGCUCAAACAGAGGUACUGGUCAUUGUGUUCACAUUGAUCAUAGGGUGUCCGACAGAAGGUACACUGUCAGCAACAAGACUGCACAUUUAAAAAUAUCCAAAAACUGAUUUGAAGUAAUGGCACUACGAUCGAGGAUCAAUCUAAAAUUGGCCACAUCACACAGGUGGAGCAGUUUUGGCCUGUCACUGUUAGUGCCAUCUGACUGGCCCUGUGGUUUCAGUUCAAGCUAACUUCAGGAAGUUGGUCAAUUUUUUUUUUUCAAGAUAUUUGUUUGCCUCUGCUCCAUUGGACCUUCCCCAGUCCAAAAAUUAUGUAAGCAAGGAGAACUGUGUAUGCAUCUUGUCUGUCAGCGGCUUGUAUCUAUCUCUCGAGAAUCUUUGGCUGCUUUCAGUGACUGAAGCAAUUUGCUUGUGUUGUGCUUUGACUUAGUUAACUGUUUGUUUGUCGUGAAUUGCAUUGCACUAGAUCAUUGAGUUUUCCUUUUAAUUUCUGCUCAAAACAAUGGCAUUUGUUUGUACAGAAAUACUUUUGGAGCUAGACACAAAUAUCACAUGUACUGGAAAAUCAGCAAUCUCCACUGUCUGAUGUGUACAAGGAAGAUAUGCUUAUUUUUCCAAUGUUGAAUGGUGGGCUACACCUUUUUCAAGUUCUCCAUUGAGUCAUCCCAUUGGCAGGUUUUCAUUGGUCAUUGUGUCAUAUCUUUGAACAGAUUUUGAAGUCUCAUUUUAUUCAAAGUGACUUGAAUGCAGGCAGUACUUGAUGUUUUAAACUUUGUAAACUUCAUAUUUCAUCAAUAGGAACGUUGUACACUGGACCAAAUUCUAACUACUGAAAAAAAAAUACAUGCUUAGCAUGCAUGGAUUCUACAGGGCAUUCUGACAAGUUAGAUAGCUGCAGCUCUUUAUUUCACAAUCUGGACAUUUAACUGAUAGGUUUGGAUCAUGUCGCACUUGAAUAGGCUCUGCAGCUUCUAGCCCCACCAAGCAUUUCGGCUGUCAGAUGGCACCACUGUUCUACACAAUGUGAACUGAGUACAUUAAAGCAGGUGACCCUGUUCGGUUAGAGUGCAUUUGCUCUGAUCAGUAGAUGUUCCCAUGGUUUCUUUCUUCUAUAUUUGUGAUGUUGACAAGAAGAAUGUAGCUGUUCACAUGGUAAUGCAAUUUUUGGCUUGAAAUUGGUUCAUUCUCCAAGACAAUUUAAAUAUAGCUGCUUUUGGACUGUCUCAAAGUGUGAAGCGCUUCUCAAUUAUAACGUUUGAAGUGCAAGGAACUGAAGUUGUCGCUUGGAAUUGGCCUGUCAACAGCACCUCAUUAAUGUCUUGUAUGUUGUCUGGUGUUUCUUAAACUUUUAUAAGGAUGUUUGUAUGGAAGUUCUUUGUCACAAUAAAGUUAGUCUGCCUCAGUUA
Molecule: messenger RNA, 3644 nt
Organism: Rhincodon typus (whale shark)
Lineage: Eukaryota; Metazoa; Chordata; Chondrichthyes; Orectolobiformes; Rhincodontidae
Product: receptor expression-enhancing protein 1-like
Exons: 8
Coding region: 564-1391 (275 amino acids)
Biological process (GO): endoplasmic reticulum tubular network organization
Cellular component (GO): cytoplasmic microtubule; endoplasmic reticulum membrane; endoplasmic reticulum tubular network
Molecular function (GO): microtubule binding
Source: RefSeq, a predicted model, not a curated record